Sparassis crispa is the source of this 1278-nucleotide messenger RNA. RefSeq lists its product as hypothetical. NCBI's taxonomy places the organism in Eukaryota, Fungi, Basidiomycota, Agaricomycetes, Polyporales, Sparassidaceae. Gene Ontology annotation, cellular component: cytoplasm. The transcript has 2 exons. The coding region runs from base 1 to 1278 and encodes 425 amino acids. The record is from RefSeq and is a predicted model, not a curated record.
AUGUCGUCUUCUCACAAUCCAUUCCGAACGCCAAAGGCCUCGCCAAACACAACAGGUGUUCCCUCGACGUCGACGUUGCCCAACGGCGUUAUCCACGACGAGGCCAGCCCGAGGCCACACAUCGUGGUACGCACACCGUCACCGAGUUCUCCGCCAGAAGACCUGCCGCAUGGCCCAGAACAUUUACCUCCCAGGAGCUCGUCAGACUCAGAGAGGCGGGUGUCACCACCCGCAGAGGAUCUGAUCUCUGAGGACCUACCGCCAGCGUACACCCCAGCACCAGAUGUGGCAGAGGGCGAAACGACGAUUGAGCUGGGCCCACGGCGACCCUUCCAAGAGCCCCCACGACCUCCUCAGCAUCCAUACUACCGCUCUCCAAUACCGAACGCCCCACAGCUGACAGGGUCGGGCUGGGCGAGUUAUCCUGGUCUCAUUCGGGCACAACCCACCGGUAUGCCCUAUCUCAGGCAGAACCCACCGCUCCCCCCACGCCACUCCUCGAGAUCAGGGAGAGACGGCCGCCCCAGCUCGGCCCCCAAUGACGAGAAUCUCUCGGAUUUUGCACGCGAUUUCUAUGCGGCUGGGCCAGCGGACACGAGGGCGCUCGCUGCAGAACCUGAGAUUCCGCCGCGACCGAGCUCGUCGUCGGGUAGGUAUGCCCCUCCGUCGGGGAACCCCCCACAAGACGACGGGCGGCCUACAGGGUUCCCCACCCCGGGUCACCCACUCUUGAGGAAGGGGAACGUCCUCGUGUAUCCUGCAGGUUACGAAUGUAGCAAAUGCCGUAACACGGGCUACAAGAACAAUGACCCCUUACUGCCCUGUUCGAAGUGCUGGGAUCGGUAUUCGCGGCGUUUCGCAGGUCCGUUGGUCUACACGUCCUGGGGCCGCGACAUGACGUCUAGCACGGGCGGCGCGCGGACGACCCUCCAGCGCCCACUCCCAAAGUUCACGCCCCCGCAGCUCUCUGUAGACACGCGCUCGGGGCACCGUGCAACGCAAUCAUUGGGAGCGUCGUCCUCGCGCGUCCUGCCUGUCGCUGGUGGAGGUGUUCCGAUGUCACCGUACCUCGAUCCACUCCAGCGCAUGUCACCUUCGGGUUCGAAUGUGCGCCUUGUCUCCAACCCGCCCCGCGGUGCGGCCGUCGUGCAGCCCGGAGACCCGCGUAUCGGUGGCCGGUUGUGUUGGCGGUGUGGUGGGUCGGGUACGACGACGUUCUUGAUCUUCGACGAGAUGCCGUGCAGCGUGUGCAAUGGAAUAGGCCGAACUUUCGGGUAA